ACCCCACAGCAUUAGGAAAAAAUCUUUUACUUGUAAGAAAAGGCUUUGAAUUGACAUAUCGUGACGAUGACGUUACAUUUGUCAUUCCUGAACAUACAUUUAUGCAAAAAUUAAACGAUCCUUCACUUUCAAAAGAAUCUGUAAUCUCCGAGGCGCAUGGGAAGUUUGCGAGUGAUCUGACAAAAUCGGCUAUGAUUCUCUCUCAAUCUAAAGUUCUUGAACUACGGCAAAUCUACUCUCGUUAUGCAUCUCCCGACGAGCAACAAACUAAUACAUCCACUAUUCAUGAUGUAACUUUUAAAGAAAGUGCAUACUUUAUACCAAAUAUUUCAGCUAUGAGGAAUCAUGGUCAGAUAAUAUUACGACCAAAAUCUGAUGUAGCAGCGAUUACAAAAGUGUUGGAAUUGAUUCGUCUACGCGAUCCUUCUGUUGCAGAAUUUCAGUCAAAAGCAAAAAAGAUUGUAAAUUAUAUUCGUUCAAACACGAAUGAUAAUUCGACAGAAUAUUUCACAUCCAAAGUAGACACUUUACCCAAAUUUACAGAAAAAGACAAAUUGUUUAUCAAUUUCAUCAGAACAUUUAUCCUGAAUUCACAUACAAGCCAUGGUCUUUUUGAAACUCCAAUAGCUGCUAUACUUAAACCCAUGAAAUUAUACGAAUGUGAUCUUGACAAGAACUGCGCAACACAAUUCUUGAGAGAAAUUGGUGUAUGGUCUCCUUGGGAAAAUUUAAAUGUUUAUGAUUCAAGGAUAAUGUUAAAUGGUCACGGAAUAUCAAAAAAAUCCGAUAAUGAUCAAGAGAUUUCUCUAAAACUCGCUACAAACUUGAUGAAUACCAAACCAUUCGUUUACAAACAGAAGAAAAAAAAAUCAUCAUCAAAAUCGCAGGUACUUAUAAAAUCACCAUUAAAUCUUGGGCCUAUGGAUUUUUAUCCAUAUGAUAUUUGUGAAAAUAUUAGACAUGAUUUUGGUGAACUUCCAGUGUACACAAUAGAUGAUUAUACAGCACAUGAGAUUGAUGAUGGUGUGUCUAUCGAACGUCUGGAUGGCACAGAUUCCGAUUUAGCUUCAAUGUGGAUACAUGUUCACGUUGCUGAUCCGUCAACUUAUAUCCCACCUGGUCAUAAAUUAUCUCAAAUAGCUCGUACAAGGGUUCAAAGUAUCUACUUCCCUGAUCGUAAUUACUCGAUGUUACCAUCCACAACAAAUGAAAAAAGAUUUAGUUUAGGAGUUGGCGCAAAAGAUUAUGGAAGUUAUGUAUUAACAUUUAGUAUGCGGAUUGGAAAUGAUGGUACUUUUUUAGAUUAUAAGGUUCGACCUGGUAUCGUUCGACGUGUUAAAAGCUUGUAUUAUGAUGAUGUUGAUACGGUUUUAUCAUGGGACAACAUCGGAAGAGGCAAAGAAGAGAUAGAAUUUUUUCACAAACAACGUCAUUUUCAUCCUCGCGAAAUACCAAUGCCAAAAAACACGUGUCAAGAGUUUUCAUCAUCAGAAAAACAAGACCUAUUAGAUUUGCAGAAACUUGCAAUAAUACAUAUGAGACGUCGAAUAAAUUUAGGCUCUUUCAUGUUCAUGUUACCACAACCAUCAAUUGAGUUGUAUCCUUUCCCAUUACCAAUAUCUAAUCCUGAUCCUCAAGCACCGAUAAUAUACACAGGAAUGCCUAUCAUCCAAGUUGGACUUGAUAAAAGUAUGCAUUCUCCGGCUCGUGCGAUGGUCGCAGAACUUAUGGUCAUGGCUGGUAUUGUUGCAUCAAAAUUCUGUCAAGAGCGAGGUAUUCCCAUUUUAUAUCGGCGUCAAGAUCCACCUGAUUCACCAAUAAUUAAUGAAGAAUUAAAGAAUAUUGAUUUGAAAAAUGGAGCUUUACCUAUAACAUCUACGGUAAAAGUACGUCCUUUGAUGUCAACAGCUCGACUAACGACAAACCCAGGUCCACAUUGGGCCAUGGGAAUUCACGAAGGCUACUCAAAAGUCACAUCACCAUUACGUCGAUAUUGUGAUAUAGUGGCGCAUUGGCAAAUGAAAGCAGCACUUCUUAAUAAUGUACUUCCAUUCGCCAAAGAUGAGUUGGAAAAUAUGGCGCAGCAUGUAAGAGCACGGGAAAAAGACAUUGGUAAAACACAAAUGCUUAGUUCAAAAUUUUGGAUACUUAAUUUGAUUAAUCGAUUUAAAGAAGCAGGAACACUACCAGAAUUAACGGGAAUUGUUUUGAAUGCUUUCGAAAAUGAACAUAAAAAUGUUUUAAUAAGAGAACUUGGAGUUCAUGGAAUGUUUCACGAUGAUAAGGGAACAGUGAAUCUUGGAGAUAUUAUAAAAGUUUACCCAGCCCAAUGUGAACCAGAAAAUACAAAUUUAUUCCUAA
Racocetra fulgida is the source of this 2361-nucleotide messenger RNA. The record is from the annotation of a GenBank genome assembly. Lineage: Eukaryota; Fungi; Glomeromycota; Glomeromycetes; Diversisporales; Gigasporaceae.